Messenger RNA from Xiphophorus maculatus (southern platyfish), 6398 nucleotides. It is a transcript of the gene tmem184a, whose product is annotated as transmembrane protein 184A. NCBI's taxonomy places the organism in Eukaryota, Metazoa, Chordata, Actinopteri, Cyprinodontiformes, Poeciliidae. Gene Ontology annotation, molecular function: transporter activity. The transcript has 9 exons. Gene Ontology annotation, biological process: transport. The record is from RefSeq and is a predicted model, not a curated record. Bases 455 to 1681 code for a protein of 408 amino acids. Gene Ontology annotation, cellular component: early endosome membrane.
AAUAAAACUGAUUGCACGUUGUUAGUCAACGUGAUGACGACAUCCGUUUAGUCGAGACCACGUGAUUCCUUUACCUGUGCCCAGCCUAUUUACUUCUGCUGAGACGAGCCGCUGCGCACACACAGGUUUCAGUUAAGUGUUUCUUAGAAAACUUUUAGAUGUUUAUCUUGGUGUUCUGAACAGCAUUCUGCUGUAGUUCCCUUUAUUGUUGUAGCCUUUGUUUAAGUUUUUCAUCUCCUACUGUGUGGACUUCGACCUCCGCUACUGGGGCACCUGUUAAAAACAAGGAAGUCUAUUCCUGCUCAAUCCGUCUCGUAAAUGAAAUUAAAACGCGUUUUGUAGAUGAUCACGGUCGACAAACGGGUGUUUUGUGCUCUAUGCUGAUCCUUUAACCCUGACCCGGGACGAUCACUGUCAUCUAAACAGGAUAAAGCUGCUUUCCACUCGGAACAAGAUGAACGGCUCUUUGGACAUGGAUUCAUUGUCCAAAAAUAACUCGAUUGUUCACCUGGAUGAACCAAUCCUUCCGGAAAACAUAACUAUCAUUCGGACAAGGAACGGGUCACUCACGGAGGGUCAGAUGUUUCUGAACACGAUGACUGCUCAGGCCCUGUCUGGCAUAUUUGUCUGGUCCGCCUUGCUCAUAACAUGCCACCAGAUCUACACACACCUUCGGUCCUAUACUGUCCCCAAUGAGCAGCGCUACAUCAUCCGCAUACUGUUCAUUGUGCCAGUUUAUGCCUUUGACUCCUGGCUCAGCCUCCUAUUCAUCAGCAACGACCAGUACUAUGUUUAUUUCGAUUCCGUUCGAGACUGUUAUGAAGCUUUUGUUAUUUACAAUUUCCUGAGCCUGUCCUUCGAGUAUCUUGGAGGAGAGAGUGCAAUCAUGUCUGAGAUUAGAGGGAAGCCUAUACAGUCAAGUUGUUUAUAUGGGACGUGUUGUCUGGUUGGAAUGAGCUACUCCAUCGGCUUCUUAAGAUUCUGCAAACAGGCGACUCUCCAGUUCUGUGCUGUCAAACCCAUCAUGGCGGUCAUCACCAUCAUCCUACAAGCCUUUGGCAAAUAUCACGACGGAGAUUUUAAUGUUAAUGGAGGCUACCUGUACAUCACAAUCAUCUACAACUUCUCUGUGAGCAUGGCCCUCUAUGCACUCUUCCUUUUCUACUUUGCCACAAGUGACCUGCUCAGACCGUAUGAACCAGUGCUCAAAUUCCUCACAAUAAAGUCUGUCAUAUUUUUAUCCUUCUGGCAAGGAAUGGUCCUUGCUAUCCUGGAGCGGUGCGGCGUCAUUCCCAACGCACUUUUCAUUGAAGGACAUGAAGUGGGUGCUGGAACCGUUGCAGCCGGCUGGCAGAACUUCAUCAUCUGCAUCGAAAUGUUCUUUGCUGCCAUUGCGCUCCGAUAUGCCUUCCCCUGCACCGUCUACCAAGAGAAGAAAAACGACGUGCCAGAGAAUCUUCCCCCAAUGCAGAGCAUCUCGAGCGGCUUAAAGGAAACCAUAAACCCAGGCGACAUGGUUCAGGACGCCAUCCACAACUUCUCGCCAGCGUAUCAGCAGUACACUCAGCAAUCCACACAGGAGGUCAGCCAGCCCAGCACUAAUGGAAAAGUGGCCACGGGCAACAAGAGCUCUCGCAAGUCCGACAAAAUCAUGCUGAUUACAUCAGAUGAUGAGUUCUAGGCAUUUUUCCAGCAAGAGACCCAGGUGUUGGUGCCCUUUCCACCUUUACCUCUGACCCCCUGGGGAAAAAGCUGUGUUGCAUUACUCGCAGAACUGGGUUGAACACAAGCGGUUUAUUUUCGCAAGUACUUAGACAGGACUACCUGCUUUUAUAAUGAUGAUUUUAAUCAGAGGAUGUGCAUGAAAUUUUAAGUUUUAAAUUUCGUCGCUGAAUGUGUCGAGAACUGAUCUGUCUCCAUCUUGCUGCGGUAAUCUAGAAAAUGACAUGUCAUCUUCACUUCAUCACACGAGUCAGGAGCCACGCGCUUCCCUUAAAUCAAGCUGCCGGAUUUUCAGCUGCGUCCCCCGAUGCCGACUCCGUCUGUGCCAUCUCGCCAUUGCAGCCUCUCUGGCUGUCUGAAGUGUGUUCCAUCUGAAUCAUGUCAGUUUCAAAGAGCAGAUGAUUAAUAUGUGACUCCAGGUGGGAGGCAGGGGAAGCCGGCAAUGACUGAGAAUGGCACUUCAUGGACCGUUACUCACAUCUGCUUGUUUGAAGUAUUUGCUGAGCAUUCCUCAGCAUGGUUUCCUGACGAAUGAAAGGCUUUUUUUCAAUGACGUAUUAGUUUUGGAGCAGGCAAUUCGAACUGCACUUCAUUAUCCUUUGUAUCCACCAUAGCAGGCACAAAUUACAUAAACCUGUUGUCUACAAAGAGGGAAGUUGGAUCAUCUCAUUAAUUUUCUCAGCAUGCUAAAGAGUAGCCCAAAUAGAUAGCCAGAUUAAGUAAUUUUUUUUUUCUUAAAGAAUAUUCUCUAUUGUGACUAUUUUUUGUGUAGCUUUUAUGAUUUCAUUUCGAUGCUCAUGUUAUCCCAUCUUGCAAGGGUCAUGAAAUGUGUUCACAAGCUGAUUAGUGUUAAUUUUACUGCUCAGUAUGGUCUGUGUACAAAUAUGUAAUUGUAAACAUUUUAUUCUAUUUAUUGUGAAAAGUUCAGGCCAUUUCAGUUAUUGAACAUUUAUACACUUUACUUUUUAUUCUCAAUUUUUAUGGUUAAACCUCUAUAUGUAAGUAUAGCUUUUCAGGGACUUUUUUUGUUAAGUUAUUUUUUUAACUUGUGCCAAUGUGUAUGUGUUUUUUUUUUGUUUUUCUGGGAAGGCAUUUAUUAUUAUAAAUGUACAAAGUAGUUCUAAAUUAGCUUUAAAUUUGACUUUUUUAAAACUUUAAUGCAACAAAAACUGAACAUUUUGAUGAGGAAAAUUUUAUUUCGAGGUAUAAAAACACAACAAUACUAUUAAAACGAAUAAUUGACCAUAUUUUCUUUUCUAUCAGGGCAGAAAAAAAUGUUUUAUUUGUACACAAGGGUAGUUCAUUGAGAAAACAUGUAAAUAAAUGCAAAAUAAAAAUAAUUUAGCUGUUCUUCUUUUAUACAAUUACACAAAUCAAUGAAAUAAAUACAAAACAUGUGAGCAGACUGACAAGUUUAAAGGGUAAAUAACUGUUAUGCUACCAUUUACUGUCCUCGUUCAAGGUUAGCAUUGAUGGCAACUAGUUGGCCUGAAAUCUUUGCUGUGAGACUACAAAAAACUCUUAUUUUUCAAUCUAAUUUGCUGCAGUUACUAAAACCAUAUUUGAUUUUUGUCAUCCUUUCUGUAUUCUAGCAUAUUCUCUACAUGGCUGAAUUUAAACAGUAGCUUGUAGACUGGCAAAGCUGGUGUUAAAAGCUUAUUUAAUCAGACAUGUUAAAAAAAAAUCUAUAAAAGUUCUUACAUUUUCAUCAAAAUCCAAGUUUUAUUUAUAUUUCUAUAUAUAUGUACAAUUCAUAUAAAAGUAUUGGGCGGAAGGUAACUUAACUUCUGGAUGUUGCCAAAUAUAUUCACAAUCUGUAAGAGGAAAGAAAAAUGUCUGGACUAAGUUCAGUAAACAUCUAUGGCAGGAAGAUAGCUGUGCCUCGUCUCACAAAUAAAUCCUUCUAGAUUUUUGUCUUACAUCCGUUCAAUUUAAAUGGAAAAACUUUUUCUACUGAUUUGCAUAAAAGAAAAGACCAUCAUGUAUCUUGGCCUGGAUACAGUGAUUGUGUAUUUAAUUCACAAUCACUGUGAUUCAGAGAAAGGUUUGUCUCUUAUUUGACUAAGGCAUUUUUGAUUUUACGUGGGAAAAUAGGACACAAGACGUAUAAUAUUAAGGUGUGCUCAAAAUCAAUCACCCCAGUCUCAGAUUCAGUGUUCAAGUGUGUAUAAAUAGUUUUGAAGAUUUACCACUAGAGGUCAGCAUAAUGCUUUGCAAUUUAUUUGUCAUGAAUAUGUAAAAAUUGACCUAUGCAAACAGAACAAUAUUGGUUUUGGCUUUAGGACUGAAACACACCAUCACAUUAACAGGUCUGGGUUAACAGUGCUGAAUACAUAAAGCACUAAAAGCAUUACCAUCAUGGAGUACACUUUAAAACCCGUGGGGUCUGCACCAGGUUUACACAUAAAACUUAGAAAAACUCUUAAGAAAUGUUAAACCUGAAAGUUUAAAGACUCUCUGACGAUGCAGUUUCAUUUUCCAAGUUUUCACAACACUUGUCUCUGGGAACGUAAAUGUGUGCUUUAAAAUUUGCACUGAAGGACUCUAUAAUUUGGUUUAUUGUUUGAUCACAUUCUAGUGAGGUCCAUUUCACAUCUCUCUAACAAUGGUACAUUACCAAUAGUUUUAAAUGAGCUUUUAUUUGACUUAUCUGCAAUUUUCACUGUUUGCAAGGCUGCAGAAUAUGAGCCAUCUAAAUGUAACCUUAAGCAGUUAAUUGUCGAGCAUAAAUACAUAAAAGUUUUAAGUUAUAAACACAGUUGUCUCGUAAAUGUGAGUACAAUUUGAAAACGGUCAGCAUCAAUGUCACUAACUUCAGUGAGUGUGAUUACACAGACACACCACUCCCAGUAUAGUGAAAGACAGAAAAAUAAGUAAUAUACAUAUAUAUAUUUACGUAUUUUGUAUGUGUAUUGUAUAAAACUGAUAUCAGAAAAAGAACAAAGGACAUAAAAGAACUGGGUGAAAAUUCAAGGAGUAAGAACACAGCAAUGCCCCUGCUUAAACAAAAUAAAAUCACAGCAGGUUGUACAGCAGCAUAGUUCCCCAUUCUGUUCUUUGCAGCUUUUGAACAGGGGAAGAACAGUCAUGUCUUCUUACACAAGAAAAAAUCCUGACAUGAGCAGUCUCUAUUGCAUUGACUCCAAUUUAGGAAUGGAUCCUCUGUAGGAACAGCUUGUUUUCAAGUCAUCUUUAUAUUUAAAUAAUGCAAGAUGUUCGUAGAGAGAAAGGCAUUUACUGCAUUUAAUAUAUGUUUUUUAUGAAGACAGGCGUCAGGAGUUUCUCUUGUAGAAGAGUGUGUCAAAUGCAAAGUAAAUAGCUACUGAUUGUAAAAAAUAAAAAAAUACCAACACCGGCGGCAGCAGCACUUCUUGUGACCCAGCGGUAGGAAUGAUUUUUUUUUUUAUAUGUCUGGACGGAGUUUAUCAACGUAAGUGACAACAUAACUAGCUGAGGAUUUGUCACCUUUAAUCUGUAAUAUACAGGAAGAAAGUUGAUUUUUGUAAGGACUACUUUCAUUAUCACUAUAUCCAAUAUGGAUUACCCACCAAACAUUGCAAGUGCAGCAAAGUUUACCAUCCUUGCUAACUUUAGACUUUCACUAAAUAUUCCCAUCACAUUAUCAUCACACAUUAAAGCCCCAGUAAAUACAAGAAUAAUUUCUGGUACAUUGUUGCAUCUUGUAAUUUACUUUAUACUGUAUCGUUACAGUUAUAAGUGCUAUAAUAAAGUAAACUCUAUUAUUACAUGCAAAUUUAGCUCAAUCUGCUUUCUAAGCACAUUCAAAUGUAAAAAGUUAGUUGUAAGUUGAGUUGCGAAAAGGCUUAAAAUCUGUUAAUACUACCAAAAAAAGUCAGGGGGCCAUAAAAUAGCCAUCAGAAUUACACCCAACACUUCCCAAACAAACUUUACAAUGUCUUUAAUACCUUUUAACCUUUUUAACAAAAUAAUCUAAAAUGGCGAACAAAUCAGAACCUUUAGGUAUGUUUCAUAAUUGAAGCAAACAUGGAGGAGACAUCCUCUAGAUUUGGCAAUGCUUUCCAAUUACUGUUACCGACACUAAGGUUUCCAAAACAUGAAGCACAAAUAUAUGGUUGUCAGUUUUCCCCUUAACAGCUUCUUUUAUGGAUUAGCAUAAGCUAAACAAGCUCAAGAACAAAUUAAAAUCUGAGAAAACUUCAGUUUCAUCCAUCUCUUAUAUCACUGGAAACUCUUGAGAAACUUCUAGACUUUAAUCCUGGGAAAUUUAACACCUUAUUGUGCUGAGCUGCAUGUUAGCUGUAGAUUACUUAUAGAUCUUUAAGGCAACAGCUUCAAAAUGUACAGUUUUUAUGUAAAUUUACACAAAUAGCAAAUAACUAUACUCCCAUAAAGUCAAAUCAUUUGUAUUUUAUGUUCUGCAGCAUCAAGUAUUACACCAGUAAGACAGACUGUAAUGAAUCUCUACCAUCAGUCACAGAGGUAGGGUCACAGAGGCCCAAUACCCUGCCGGUGCUGGGGGUCGGAUGGGGUUGUGAACAGUGUGCAGACAGUAUAGACUGUGUAAGAGGCAGGCGAAUGGAGACAGAACUGUGAAUGCAGCAUUACGUGACAGAGCUUGGCACCCAAUCCUUGAGUCUAACAAACUACUGAGGAUCCUCUCAGUACAGGAUGACUGGGUACAGGAUGCGUCAGAG